AUGUAAAGAUUAGCAAAAAUUUUAUUUAGAAAGCCUUAACAUUCAUUUUCCUCGAAUGUUCCUAGAAUCAGAUCUUAUUCUGUUACAGCAGAAUCAGUGAGUUAUUCUGCAAAAAUAACAACUGAAAAUAACCAUGUUUUGGUUUCUGAUCUUUCAAAACAAUCAGGUGGUUAAGGUAAUGGAAUCUCACCACUAGAAUUAUUCUUAUCCUCACUUGUGGCAUGUGAAAGUGUAACUUCAUAAGUUAUAUCUAAAAAUUUAGGAUUUAAGAUUUCUACUGCAUCAUACUAAAUACAUGGAUAAAGAGAUGAUAGAGGUUAUCAUCAUCUUCCAAUGACUGCAGAAGCUCCGAUAACAUCAAAUUUUACUAGGAUUUGGGGAACCAUCUAUGCUGAAACUGAUGCAACAUAAGAAUAGCUAAAUUAAUUAAAUGAAAUAUUAAAAAAAAGAUGUCCUAUUGCAAGAAUGAUAAUAGAUUCUGGCUGUAAAUUAGAUGUUGAAUGGAUAAAAAAAUAAUGA
This is a messenger RNA of Tetrahymena thermophila SB210, 519 nucleotides long. Its product is annotated as OsmC family protein. The record is from RefSeq and is a predicted model, not a curated record. The transcript has a single exon. Lineage: Eukaryota; Ciliophora; Oligohymenophorea; Hymenostomatida; Tetrahymenidae.